Messenger RNA from Gadus chalcogrammus (walleye pollock), 4330 nucleotides. It is a transcript of the gene ddx24, whose product is annotated as DEAD (Asp-Glu-Ala-Asp) box helicase 24. NCBI's taxonomy places the organism in Eukaryota, Metazoa, Chordata, Actinopteri, Gadiformes, Gadidae. The coding region runs from base 19 to 2757 and encodes 912 amino acids. Gene Ontology annotation, cellular component: nucleolus. The transcript has 9 exons. Gene Ontology annotation, molecular function: nucleic acid binding; RNA helicase activity; ATP binding. The record is from RefSeq and is a predicted model, not a curated record.
GGACUAAUAAAGUUUUGUAUGUCACGUGACCAUCGUUGUAAUGGCUGCGCUCUGGUGACAUGUGAGUUAACUUUAGCAGCCUUCCGAAUAAGAAUUUCAGAGUUAAGGAAAAUGAAGCCAAAGGGUACAAACAAACGAAGAUUCUUCACGCCGAAGCAAAAGUCGGAUAAUAGGGGAAUUCAUAUAAAAGGUAAAUGGAAAGCAGUAGACCUCGACCCAAGUAUAUUCUCCGAUGAAGGAAUGGGCGGCCUGGUGUGUUUCGAGGAGCUGACGGAUUACAGUUUGGUAGAUUCGCAGAGUCUCGCCUCAAACUUGGUAAAAAAAGAAAAGAAACCCAAGAAACGAAAACCGAGUGAGACGGAGCAGGAUGACGGGGAAUUUGACAUGGAGGGUGACGUAGACCAAGAUGCAACCAGAACAUCCGAUGAAACAACAAAAACAUCAGAUAAACCAGCAAAAAAGAAAAUCAAAAAGGCCAAAGUAGCAGAUGAGGCAACCAAAACAUCAGAUAAACCAGCAAAAAAGGAAAUCAAAAAGGCUAAAGUUGCCGCGCCUGAGAUUAUUUCCGCGGAUGUUGAUGGAGAUGAUCAGGUACUGGUUAGUAAGGAAAAGGUAGAGAAUAGAGCUUCUAACGAAGAGUGCGCUGGAGGUGAAGAUUCAAAAAAUGAUGUGCAGUCAGAAGUGGAGACAACGAUUGAAAAAAAGAAGAAGAAGAAAAAGAAGCAAAAGGCCACAGAGACACAACCCGAAACAUUGCCAGAGGCUAAAGUAGAGGUUGAGGUUAAAGUUCUUCCAAAAAAACAACCAUCUAAGGACAAGGCGAAUAAGCUCCCUAAAAUACAAAAGAAUUGGACAAAUGCUGCACUUUCUGGCUCCAGCAACCAAAACGUGGAUGUGAGCGCUUGGAAGGACCUUUUUGUUCCAGCACCCGUGUUGAAGGCCCUUAGCCAUCUUGGGUUUGCUUCACCAACACCUAUCCAAGCCCUGGCACUGCCGUCCGCUAUUAGAGACCGCAUGGAUAUAGUGGGGGCCGCGGAGACGGGAAGCGGUAAAACCCUUUCUUUUGCCAUCCCGAUGAUCCACACCAUCCUGGAGUGGAAGAAGAGCGCUCCAGAGAAAGAUGAUGACAUGCAAUCAGAGAGUCCAGUCGUACCUGAUGCUGAGAAGGGGGAUGAUGCCCGAUCCGUGACUGAGGAGGAGCCUAACACUGAGGCUCCUCCUCCUCAAGAUUUGGAGGACGUCGAAGGAGAUCUCACUGAGGAUGAGAACGACGAUGGAACUAAAAUGGGAUGUGUUAAGGUCAUUGACAAUGUCGAAUUUGACUUUGAAGAUACUGCAGAAGAUAUCCCAUCCGGACUUCGUUUUCAGCCUCUGCUUGGACUCGUGAUCGCCCCAACCAGGGAGCUGGCGGUCCAGGUCAAACAUCAUAUAGACGCGGUCGCACAAUUCACUGACAUAAAGGCGGCUAUAAUUGUCGGUGGAAUGUCACAACAGAAACAAUCACGCAUGCUCAAGCGCCAGCCAGAGAUCGUCAUAGCGACUCCCGGACGCCUGUGGGAGUUGAUCAAGGAGGGACACCCGCAUCUGCUCACCCUCAGGCACCUCAAGUGCCUUGUGAUCGAUGAAGCCGAUCGCAUGGUAGAGCGCGGACACUUCGCUGAGCUGGAGAGCAUCCUGGAGAUGCUGAGCACCACCUACUUCAACCCCAAGCGGCAGAUGUUUGUGUUCUCGGCCACCCUGACCAUGGCCGCCAGCGUGCCCUCGCGGCUCCUGCAGAAGAAGCGGAGGUUGGACACCAGGAGCAAGCUGGAGAUCCUCAUGCACAAAGUGGGGAUCAAGUCCAAGCCGAAGGUCAUCGAUCUGACCCGGAAGGAAGCGACGGUGGAGACGCUGAUAGAGACCCAGAUCCACUGCGACAAGGACGACAAGGACUUCUACCUCUACUACUUCCUGCUGCAGUACCCCGGCCGAACCAUGGUGUUCGCCAACAGCAUUGACUGCAUCAAGAGGCUCAACUGCCUGCUGGUCAUCUUGGACCGCACGCCGCUGCCUCUGCACGCCAACAUGCACCAGAAGCAGCGUCUCAAGAACCUGGAGAGGUUUGCUGAGAGGGAUAGUUGUGUUCUUUUGACGACGGAUGUCGCGGCCCGAGGACUGGACAUCCCCAACGUUCAGCAUGUUGUUCACUACCAGGUUCCAAGGACAUCGGAGACGUACGUUCACCGCAGCGGCCGGACAGCAAGAGCCACCAAAGAAGGUCUGAGUUUGCUCAUAAUAAGUCCAGACGAUAUGCUCAACUACAAGAAGAUCUACAGGGCUCUUGGAAAGGAUGAAGAAGAAGUCUCUAUGUUCCCAGUACAGAACAAAUGCAUGGAUGUCAUCAAGGAGAGGGUGGGCUUGGCCAGAGAAAUUGAGAAGAUAGAGUUCCAUAACGGCAAAGAGAAGAGCCACAACUCCUGGUUCAGAAAAGCAGCCGAGGACCUGGAAGUAGACUUGGAUGAUGAUGUUUUGAUGGGCAGAGGAAGAGACGAACAUGACGACCGCCAGCAGCAGAAGAUGGUGAAGGGCAUGAAGAAGCACUUGAAGUACUUGCUCUCGCAGCCAGUGUUCAAGCACGACAUCCGGACCAAGUACCCCACCCAGAUGGGCAAGCUCUCCCUGCCUGUGAUGCCUCGGGCAGGUGUGGAGUCGGCCAUCACCAGUGUCUCAAAACAGCCCAAGAAACCAAGACAGAAGAAGGCUAAACAGCAGCAAUGAGCAUUGACGGAAACACUUUUAUUUGCGGACAGACACGUGAGAAAUGUCUUUUUACGUCCAGGAAUAUUUUAAACAACCUUUUUGAAGACAAUAUUGUGCAAAAUUAUAUCUCUGUAUGUUUUACAAUCACUGUACAAUUACAUUAUGGUAUGAAAGGCAUUUGUUUAUGACUUUUUCUUAAAUCCUUUUGAUGUUUAUACAUCCGAUGAACAGCCCUUAGAUGGCUGGAGUCUUUGGUGGACAGCAGUGGUCAGAGUUUGGAACGCAGAUAGAGUAUGUCGUAGUGGGAGGUGUGGUAGAGAAGAUGCAGGGAGGGCUCUGCCCCCUCUGGAAUGAUGUGGUGAACCAGCCGAUGGUCGUGGCCCUCCAUGGACACUACGUGGAUGCCAACAUCCAGGGCCUUCAGUAGAGCCAAGAUGUCUACGUGAUCGCACUCCAUCGCCAUCGUCUCUACUUCCUUAAAGAAUGCCAUUUUGGAUUUCAUGGCCCGGUUAGCAGUACAACAAUGUUUACCGAAUAAUGUUAUUGAUGCGUUGUCAUUACAUCCUAAAUGAUUUGCACUACUCGGUCACAAGAGGGCAGCAACACUGUUACUAACUUGUUUGCAGUAGGUUUUCAGGCAAGGUGCUUCUACAAAGUUACAGAAGAAGUCUGCGUUGUUUUGUAGGUAGGUGGACGUGAGCAGUCGCAGAUACUGGACGACGCUGUCGGAGGUAGAUUGCUCAUUGAAGAGUGUGAGCAACGUCUCUUCUUUCUCAUCUGCCUGGCAUUGCUCCACAACGUCUAUGACCUAAAGAGAGAGGGUAUUAGUUUGUCACGCUAAAAUUAUUUAUAACUAAGAAUUCACUUGAAGUGAUAAAACAAGAGUAUAGGCUUGAUCAUAUUUUGCAACAUAAAGCACUGCUAAUUCACUUUAUUCAGGUGACCAUUAAAGGCAGUCUCAUCCAAUCCUGCCGAGGACAGCUCUCCUCUGCUCUUCAUCAGUCUAACCUUGAAUCUGAAAAUGUAAACCAACAGAUAAGUCAACCUAUUUGACAACAUAGCCGAUUAAAUGUUACGCUGUGCUUAUUCUAAUAUUUAGGGCUGACCUCUGCAAAAUCCUGUCAUUUUUGUGAAUCGACUCCAGGUAUGCAAAACAGAAGGCACGGUAGAAGCAAUUCCCAUCCCCACGAAUCUUUCUUACGUAAGCAUACUGGUCACUUAAAUCCUGAAAAGAAACAACGGGUCAGAUGGUGUUCACUGCGACCCCCUUCCCCUGAGUGCAGCAACCCGACUGUAGAUGAGGCGUACAUUGUAUUUGUCAUCCGGCGUUUUCUCCAGGAACACCGAUGAAAUGUCCUCUCGACCUGACACGAAGCUGGGUGGCUCCAUCAUCCGAUGUGAGAAGAAGACCAGCAGAAAAACAACCAGCCGAUCACUAACAACCAGCAGAUCACCAACAACCGUCCUAACAACCAGAGCUACAUACCGCACCCGGAAUGUGGGGUUACCACGGUCACUAUUUCAGCACUUGUGAUGUGCUAUUGUGGUACAAUAAGUUAGCGACAUAUGAACUCUGACGCAGGACAUUCAA